Molecule: messenger RNA, 3853 nt
Organism: Zeugodacus cucurbitae (melon fly)
Lineage: Eukaryota; Metazoa; Arthropoda; Insecta; Diptera; Tephritidae
Exons: 4
Coding region: 3150-3740 (196 amino acids)
Cellular component (GO): cytoplasm; membrane
Source: RefSeq, a predicted model, not a curated record
AGCGAAAAAUGUUUUAAAUUUAAAACGACAACGUAAAUGGAAAUGGAAAUGUAUUUGCGAGGGCGGUAACCACGUCAAAGAAGAGCAAGCGGAAUUUUCGCUAUCAAAAAAAAUAAAAUUCGCUAGCAACAAAAAAAAGUAAAACGAAAAAAAUGAAACUGAAACGUCAUCAAACAAAAAAAGAUCGCUGAAAAAGUGCGCGCAGGGGCAGCGGAGGGUCUAACUCGUGCGUUGUCAUAAGCCAAACACUCACACUCAACAGAUACACAUAAAAAGUUGUUAGCAUUUACUUAGACACACGCACACACGCACACACACACACUUACAUCUUUCUGUCCGUCUGUACGCAUAAUUAUGCAAACAAAAAAACUAUUGUUGGAGUUAUUAGCGUUGGAUAAAGCGCAAAUUGGAUCACUAAUGGCAGUUUCGCGUCAUAAGAACAAUCUUAUCAAAUAAACUGAAUUAUUCGCAAAUUUUUCGGCUACCUAACUAAGUUAAUUACGUUAAAGUGCUGCUAGGUGUAAAAGACCACCAAAAACGGGCCCACAUACACACAAGCACACAAACAUCAUAUAAAUAUAUGAUGGCAUACUGCUUGAGUUAUACCCAACGCGCAUGUAGGUUUCUACGAAAUUUAUAACAGAAUACUAUAUCAAGUGAUAACUGGUUUCUCUAAUAGACGUAAAAAUCCAUAAUAUUAUAUAUAUGGCCUUUAGUGAACGGCUUAAAAUUCAAUAUAUGUCAUUUGCGCUAAGUAAAUUUCCGAAAUAUAUUUUUUGAGCAUUCUUCGACAUAUCGCUCUCGACGAAGCGUAGCACAAAGCAGAAAGUAUAGCUGUUAGUUGCGCUGCCAUGACCAAGCAAUAAAGUUUUAUUUAUAGUUAUGGAUGAAUAAGUGGACAAUGUGUGGAAGAAAUAGGUAGGAUUUCUAAGAGGUAUAUUUUAUCUAAAGAAUAUAGGUUUCUUGGAGAUAUCCAGCAGUAGUUUUUAAUGAUUCUUCAAGUACGAGCCUUACUGUGAUUGCCAUGGGUUUUUAAAAUCAACUAAAAUUAAAUAAAAUAACUAAAAUAUAGAGCACAAUACUCAAUCAGCAGAGAGUUUAAAAAAGAGUUGCCAGCAAACUUAAUAUUUGAAAUAUGUACUAACUAACUAAACAGAAGAUUUGAAUAUGACUAGAAAUUAUAAUAAAGCACUCAGAUAUAUUUCUCAAAUAGCAGCUCUCUUCGAUUUGGCACUUCUCAUUUCGCUGUGGGCUCUGCACUCUCUUUAAAAAAUUACACAUGGAAGCAACAACAACGCCAUUCAGUUGAAUUCAAUGGAAGAGAAUAUAAGAAACCGCAUACAAGUGGUAUAGGCACUGUAUUUAUCUUUUAUACCAGUUCAUAUUAUUUAUACCAGUUGUUUAUUCGAUUCACCAUACUCCAAGAACCUCAAUAAUAUCUAUAUAUGAUUUAUUAUGCAAAUUUUUAUUGAAAUUUUACUAAAAGAAAUAUAUUGUUCAUCGAUAAGGAAGGUUUCUAGGAAAAAUAUUACCAUAUGUAGUAUAAAAGUUGUCUAGACAUUUCGUACUACUUAUUUAAUUAAUCUUUUUGUCGGAAAAUUUUAGGUAAUUUUUUACGUAAAACUCGAAGAAUAAUCAACUUAAAGAACGGAAAAGUUAGAUAAGUAGCGGUUAAGCGACAGGUAAAGCGUGGACUCAAUUAGUAUAGAUAAGUAGUUACUUAAAUACUUCCGAGUCCCCUUAAUGCGCUUGCUUUGAGGCUUUAACAGCUGUCUUAUGAAAGAGAAGCACACUUUUCUAUAUCUCACUAUAUCAGAAGCACACUUUUCUAUAUCUCUAUCGUAUUGUAGAUUAUUUAUAUGUAGAUGAGUACAUCCUGCUUAUUUUUUCUUUUUAAUGUUUUUUUGAUUUUUUGUUAGAUUUUAUUUUUUGCUUUUUGUCUUUUCUUUGAACAUAUGCUCGCUUUCAAAAUUAUGAAAGCUCUUCAAUUUGGUCAAGUUCAAUGCUGCUCACGCAUUUCAACACCUCUUCAGUUAAACAGCUCUCUUUUUAUGCUUUUCAUGCCGUUAUUUCACUAUCACUACCUUCGCUCUAACUAACUCUUGCGCUCUCUUUAGAAUACAAUGCAUUUUCUGCAAAAGCUUUACCGAUACUAAAUCGGUUUGGCUAAAGAUUUGUUUACAUUUUGUAAGAGAGCAUCACGGUGAUCGUGUUUUUUGUUUUGGUACGAAUUUUUGUUUUUGAGAGCAUAAGAUCAGUGUUUAUGUACUUAAAUACAUACUUUAUAUAUAGUAGAAAAGUUGAAUUGGAGAAGGGGUUUCUAUUAAGUUAUGAUUAGAAGGUACUUCAAAUCAUUAUUUCAAUAUUUUCGCGGACUUCACUGAGUUGAAAGCAAGCUAUGGUUAGAAAGCUAGUUCGUGUAUUUGACUCUUCAACUGGAUUUCUAUACUUUACUAGUACAAGAAAAGGCUUGUUUCUUUUAUUAUAUUAGAUUUUUUUUUUAAUUUUUAAAUUUUUUUGGGAUUCGCCUUGAAAACAAUAAAAAAUAAUUAAAGAAAUCUGCAUCGUCGUGUCACUACCUCAUAAAAUAUACAAACGAAUGACGUCAGUUUAAGAAUUUCUCUUGCAACGAUCAUUAAAUAAAGCAAAUAAAAGCUUUAUAGAAAUUUACAUAUUAUAAUACAUAUAUGUAUAUAUAUUCUUGUAUGCACAAGUGCAGCGAAAGCUGCAACAACGUAAUUUCUGCAGUUUACAUCACAAUUAGAAAAAAAGCCCAAAUUUCAUUGUCAAAGUGAGAAUAUCGCAAUUCUUUCCGACACUAGUUGCCGCAGAACAAUCGCUUAGUAAAGUCGUAAUACAUAAAAACAAAAUAAUUGAAUAAUGCAAAAAAACCCCAUGGCAUAAUAGUAUUAUUACUACUUGAGUUAUUAAACAAGUGUUUUAAAAGUGAAUUCUAGAGAAGUAACAAUUUUUUUCGCAAUAAUUUAAUGUGAAACUAUUAAAUACAGUAUAUGAAAGUCGAUGCAUCUGAUGAAAUAUAGAAAACUUAGCAACUUUUAUUAAAUGAUGAUUUAAGUGAAAGUGAUUUAAAAACGGAGUAUUAAAUUAUAAAUAAACUGCAUUAAAAUAAUUAUAUAAACUACAUAAAAAUGGCUGCCUUCUUGCAACGAUUUAAGAUGAUGCUGCAACGGUAUCCCGUUACGCGCGGUAUGGUUUCCUAUAGCCUGAUUUGGCCGACCAGUUCGUUAAUACAACAGACCUUCGAAGGGAGAAGUUGGCCUGACUACGAUUGGUGGCGUGCGUUACGUUUCAGUCUAUAUGGCGGUCUUUUUGUUGCACCAACGCUAUACAGUUGGAUUAAGGUCUCCAGCGCCAUGUGGCCACAGACAUCACUGCGUACGGCCGUUUUCAAAACAGUCGUGGAACAAAUGUCCUACACACCUGCUGCCAUGACAUGCUUUUAUUUCAUAAUGAGUCUGUUGGAGAUGAAGACUGUGGGCGAAGCCGCGGCGGAGGUGCGCAAAAAAUUCAUACCCACGUAUAAGGUCGCCAUGUCCAUUUGGCCCAUUGUUGGCAUCAUAAAUUUCUCCGUCGUACCAGAGAAGAAUCGUGUGCCUUUCAUCAGUGUUUGUAGUUUGUUAUGGACAUGCUUUCUGGCUUAUAUGAAGCAUCUGGAACAUCAGCAUGUCGAUGAAAUGGAGGGUAUAUUCACAUCAAAGGAGGCUAAAGUGAAAUUAUAAAUGGUUGACAUAGUAUGUAUUAUAGUUUUUAAUACUAAUUUUAAUAAAUUAUUUGAAAUUUGUGGUCUGUAAUAAUUAAUAAAAUGUAACUAGUUUUUUAAAUAAAUAAUAAU